This is a messenger RNA of Epinephelus fuscoguttatus (brown-marbled grouper), 5887 nucleotides long. It is a transcript of the gene gnsb, whose product is annotated as glucosamine (N-acetyl)-6-sulfatase (Sanfilippo disease IIID), b. Lineage: Eukaryota; Metazoa; Chordata; Actinopteri; Perciformes; Serranidae. Gene Ontology annotation, molecular function: N-acetylglucosamine-6-sulfatase activity; glycosaminoglycan binding. Bases 190 to 1737 code for a protein of 515 amino acids. The record is from RefSeq and is a predicted model, not a curated record. The transcript is spliced from 13 exons. Gene Ontology annotation, biological process: glycosaminoglycan metabolic process.
AGCUCCACUUCCUCAAACCUUCAGCUGUGUCACGCACCGUCCAGUCUGCACCGCACGCGCUCACUCAGCAACACGUCCUCCGGGAAACCAGACCGAGCUUCAGCCCCGGUGUGUGUGCGUGCGUGUGCGUGUGAGAGUGUGUGAGAGAGAGUGCGCUGCAGCGGGCCCGGUGCCGGUGCUGGAGGUCUAAUGGCAGGUGUGAGGAGCGGAUCAGGAGCGAGCACGAGACACCUGGCAGCCGUCACUGUCCUCGCGCUGCUGCUGCUGCUGCUCACCUGCGGCGUCAGGUCCCACAGCCCCAAAGCCAGCAACAUCAUCCUCAUCCUCAGCGAUGACCAGGACGUGCGUCUGGGCGGGAUGACGCCCAUGAAGAAAACUAAAGCCUUAAUAGGAGACGCAGGAGCAACUUUUGUGAAUGCUUUCACAGUCACGCCGCUGUGCUGCCCCAGCAGGAGCAGCAUCCUGACAGGUCAGUACCCCCACAACCACGAGGUGAGGAACAACUCGCUGUCUGGGAACUGCUCUAGCGUUCUGUGGCAGAAAGGCCCCGAGUCCACGGCCUUCCCCUUCCACCUCAGCAAACAACAGUACCAGACGUUCUUCGCUGGGAAGUACCUGAACCAGUACGGUAAGAAAGAUGCAGCAGAGGUUGGCCAUAUUCCACCUGGCUGGGACCAGUGGCACGCACUGGUGGGGAACUCACUGUACUACAACUACACACUGUCAGUCAACGGCAAAGAGGAAAAGCACGGAGACAGUUAUGAGAAGGACUACCUCACAGACCUCAUAGCCAACCGGUCCCUGUCCUUCCUGGACAACAGGAGCCCCCAGCAUCCCUUCUUCUUGAUGCUGUCCCCUCCAGCUCCUCACUCCCCCUGGACAGCAGCACCGCAGUACCAGAAAGAGUUCAGCAACGUCAAAGCCCCUCGAGACGGGAGCUUUGACAAACCAGGGAAGGACAAACACUGGCUGCUGCGUCAGCCUGUUAACCCCAUGCCAAACAGCUCCCUCAACUUCCUGGACAGUGCUUACAGGAAAAGGUGGCAGACCCUGUUAUCUGUGGACGACAUGGUGGAGCUACUGGUCAAGAAACUGGAGAGUAUAAAGGAGCUGAACAACACCUACAUCUUCUACACGUCAGAUAAUGGCUACCACACAGGUCAGUUCUCUCUGCCCAUUGAUAAAAGGCAGCUGUAUGAAUUUGACAUCAGGGUUCCGCUCAUGGUCCGAGGUCCUGGCAUCAAACCAAACCAGAUGUUGCAGGCUCCAGUGCUGAAUAUCGACCUGGCUCCAACCAUACUGGACAUAUCUGGUGUCAACCUGUCCUCUGUCAAUGUGGAUGGGCAGUCUUUCCUCUCUCAGAUGGCCCCGUCACUGCGUAAUGGCACUGCACGUCCCUUUUUCCUUGUUGAAUACACCGGAGAGGGACAUCCAACGCCGGAUCCUGCUUGUCCUAAACUGGGCCCUGGACUGUCUCAAUGUUUCCCAGACUGCGUGUGCGAAGACGCCUACAACAACACCUACGCCUGCGUCAGGACCCUCGCCAAAGACCAGGACCUACAGUACUGCGAGUUUGCAGACAGCGAGUCGUUUGUAGAAGUGUACAACCUGACGUCAGACCCCCACCAGCUGGAGAACAUUGUGAAGAAGGUGGACCCGGCCAUCCUGCAGGCGAUGAACCAGCGGCUCAUAAAGCUCCAGUCCUGUCAGGGCGACAGCUGCAGGAAUGUCAAGUGAAGAGGAGGCAACAGGAAGCUGCCAAACACAGACUGCUUCAUGCUCUCAGUGGAGGAUGCGGUUGGUUUAUCUGACUGUUUAGUCUGAUUAGGGCAACUUUUACCACAGGUGUGAUCGUUGGAGGCGUUUUCUUAACCAUGUUUUCCAUUUUGACCAGUCUCAGAAAGAAAAGCACAGGUGUGAAAUCAUAAAAUUACCGAUGGCUGGAUUCUGUUUGGCUGCUUCAGUUUCUGGGUCCUGGUGUUGUGCAUGCUGGUUCACUGUCACACUGUCACGGUUUACUGAGACACUUGAGUAGAAAAGAGCCACGGUUAAAGUUCAGUUUUGGGAAAUACACUUUCUCCUGCAGAGAAGUAGACAUUCAGAUCGAUACCACUCAUGUCUGUGCGGGAAAUAUUAAAGGGAUUGUUGAUAUUUGUGGGGUGGGGUUGUAUUAGGUACUCUAAAGUCAGUGUAUUACCUACAGUAGAUGUCAGUUGUGAUGUCCCCAGCUUGGAGAAGCAGCCUAGAGUCUGACAUGGACGCUAAGUAAUGUUCUGCUGUGGACGAGGGCGGCAACAAAAUGUCAGCCACCUUAAAAAAAUCUGUACAAUUUAAGUGUGCACCAUAUCGAGAGUAUUUUCUUUACCUUAUCGUUAGUGAAGAAGCCAUUAGCGGCUCCAGUUCUCCAUCUAUGCUCUCGCCAAAGCCACCAGACUCCAUUGACAAAAAUAGUCAUUUUAGCGUGCUGAACACAGGAGCUGCUGGUCAGUCAGUUAGUUAGUUUGUGUUAUUGUGUGGUGAAUCUGAACUACCUGGCUGACGGGGGCAGCAGCUCCUGUGUUCAGCAGUGUUAAAUCACUAUUUUUCUCAAUGGAGUCUGGUUCUGCGCAGAGUGAUUUAACGGCUUAAUUUUCCCAUAGGAGCAGCGAAAACAUCCCAAAUAUAGCGCACUUAAACUGAUAUUGAUUAUUUUAGGUUGGACUUUUUUAGGUAGCUAAAAUAUGUUUUGUUGCCGCUCUCGUCCACGGCAGUUCAUGGCUUAGAUUCCGUGUCAGACUCCAGGAUGCUUCUCCAAACUGAAGGCGUAUCGACUGACAUCUACUGUAUGUAGCACACUGUCUGCCUCAUACAACCCAACUUCAAAAAAUCUGAACUGUCCCUUUAAGCUACAGUCAGCAAAUGGUUAGCUUAGCUUUGCAUAAAGACUGGAAACAUGGAGAAACAGGCAACCUGGCUCCGUGCAACAGCGACAAAAUGUUCCUACCGCCACCUCUGAAGCUAAUGAAGGUGUAAAAACAACACAUGAACAUUAUACAUGGAGUCAUGUGCUGCACUUUUUCUUGCUCUGAAAAGACGAAAUAGUUACUUUUAAUUUUACAUGUUUUAGCACGGACUCCUCACCAGAAAGCAAAUUUCCCAAAAUGUCGAACUCUUCCAUUAAUGUUAUGACUGCUGUUAAACUUCAAUCAGAAGCCUGGUCCUAAUUAAACUCCCAGUCGCUUUUACUAGCCUGGUGAGGCUACACAUUUUGACGAGUAAAGGCCUGUCUCAAUUAGAGGCCUGGGGUCUCAUUUAUAAACGUUGCGUACACAAAACAAGGCCUGACUGAGGCGUACGCCACUUCUCAUGCAAAAGUUGUGAUCUGUAAAAAAAGACUUGAUGGGAGAAAUUCUGACCCAUGCUUACGAACAUUUGGAGACAGGAUAUUGGCGACGCAGGUGGUGAGGUGGAAGCCCGACUGGAGAAACUGUUCAACAUUUUUUUGUGCAUGCCAUUUUUUGGCUUUUGUCCAUAUGUACUUUUUUUAGUGUGGAUCCUACACACUGUUUUAUAAAUGAGACCCCUGGUCUAGAAGUUCUCCAGAUGAAAUUAUGUGUCCAUUCCUGGAUUACCCUCUAAAUUAUUCAUGUUCUGUUAGUCAUUCCUUUAGAGUGUUGUAACUCACUCUCUCUGACGGUCGGUCUGUAGGAUUCAUAAUUGAUAUAUUAUCUGCAGCCUAACUUUCAUACAGGUAUUAUUCAUAGUCGUUACGGUAUUUCCUGAUCUUUGCUGAGCAACAGAUUUGUGUGAAAGAAAUUAAAGACCUGUCCCAAAUAUAGCCCGGGCUACUAAUUGAAGCUUUACAAUAGUAACACCUGUGCUUUUCUUAUGAUGACAAGUCAAAAUAUCUGCUGUGAAAAUUGUCUGGGUUUAUUUUCUGAGCUGUGCUCGCGUAUCGUUGUGUCAAGACCUAAUUUUAUUUUCUUUAAGAUGAACUCCUCGUCCAGUUCAUACAGAGAGCUGCAGGAAUGAGUCCUAGAACCUGGAAAUGAGUUAGCAUUUUAGCACUCCCUGUUCCCUGGUCCUGAAGUCAGUGGGGUUUUGAUGCCUGAAACAGGGUCUGUGGUGAACACAAGCUUUAGAGACUUUUAUGUUUUGUUCUGCGAGAUAAAAUAUGUCAGUAAACGCCCCACUGUGAACUCUAAAGCUUUUACCCGUCUGAAAACAGGUGUUUGCUGACAAGUGCCUCAAUGAGAUAACAGAGGUUGUUGAGGUACUACUUGAGAUCGGUCUCUGCCUCAAGACCGCUUUUUGAAGGUCUCUGUCUCGUCUCAGACUCAGCUGUAUUUUUACUCGGUCUAGUUUUGGUCUCAGACAAGAAGGACUCAGACUUUUAUGUCAAGAUUCGUCAGGACCACAACUGAGGGAAUCUCAACUAACUGGCAAAAUAGAAAAGUUGAAUGAAGAUGGUUAAAAUUAUUUGGGCUUCUUAGUAUUUGUUUGUAGUUGUUUACUCAUAGAAAACAAAGGAAAUUCUCUCACGCUGAAUUCACCUCUGCAGUGCCUUCUGAUGAUUUUAUCAAGAGGUGAAUGAAGACGAAUCAUGGUUUUUAGUGUCCAUGGUUGCGCAUGCAUGUUGCACAUUUUAUUUUUAGUGUGUCAUGCAUUGUGGGAGUGGCCCUGGUCUGGUCUUGACUCUGUCUGAUCCCUACAAAGUCUUGAUACACUUUGCUCUCUCGGUUUAGGUGGUUUUGACUACAAUGCUGUUGGCCGAACAACAAAAAGUCGUGCGAGUUUGUUUAUAGCUUAAUGUUGUAUUUUUACUUGGGCAACUGCAUUUAGGCAAAAAUCAUAAAAGUCGUUAUCACUUGUGAAAAUUAUCUUGCUAAACAAAAUGUGUAAGAGUAUUUUUGGCAAUAAUCCAAAAUCCAGUGGAAAAUCCCAUCAGCUGUUUGAUGAGGGAACCAGGGCGACGUUAGAUUCCAGGUUGGCCGACAGAAAAACUUCGUCCCUGCAGCACUCUGUUGUGGAGAUCUACCGUUCUGUCAGUCAGUCCAUGUUGUGAUGUGUCUUUGCAUAUAAACUGCACUAUUAACUUUUAUUCUUUACAGGGUUCAAAAUGCAUCUGAACAUUUUUGUUGUUAAACGAUACACAACCAAAGGUUUGAUGGUACACUGUCGCUGUCACUAAUCCAGUCAGCUCUAAAGGAAGGGUUUGACAUUUUGCGAGUUAGCAAAGAAGACGGAUGCUGAAAAAGAUGCUUGUAAAAAAAACAAUAAUUCACAACUUUCUGGAGGCUCAUGGUAUUAUUAUUAUUAUUUAAUCAUAGUUGUGUACAGAUGAAACAGAAAGAUACAGCAAGUGAUAGUUGGCUUUAGAGGUGCUGCAAGUUGCAUUUUCUUUUAAUCUAAUUCCUAAAUGUCAAACUCUACCUUUACCUGUGUAGAGUGCAGCUCUAUUCUCUUAAGUGUUGUUGAACUCAUUUUCAUACAUACACAUUUAUCUCUGCAGCACGUCUAAUGAAGAAGUCCAGACAUUGAGUCGUUGUUGAAAGGACACAGUCUAGUUAUUGCUCCUUAAGACUCUGUGCCUCAGAUUUAAAGACCUUUUUUAAAAUUUUAAUCCUGAUGUUUGGUUAUUAAAAUAUUUUACGCUGAGUAUUAAUGAUAGCAUGUAAGAACAGUCUUUUUAAAGUGGAAGAUGGAGAAAGUGCUGUGAUACUUCUGAGAUGUGUGUUGAUGAUUUUGUUAUUGUGAGUAAUUCAGGGGGAAAAUUUCACCUGCUAACUUUUGAAAUGAACGAUAUAUUCCUGCGGGCCUCGAGUUUGCACUGACGAGGCUCACGUGCCUUAAAUGUGAAUGUAUUUGCACUGUGAUAAAAUUAAAAAUAAAUCAAAAGAAGCAUUUA